GUAGUUCUCUGCAAUCUUGCGUAAUAUUUACGUCAAAGUAAUCUGGUUUACAUAAACUUCUGUAUUUUACCCCUACGUCAAAACGAAAAAUAGAUAAAUCAGUAAGCUGAUUAAGAAUAUUUUUGCGAAGAUUCUAAAUGUUGGGCGCAAUUUAUAAAAAACUGUUAAUAUUUGAUAUUAAUACUAAUAAUAAUAAUGAAACAUUGAUUAAUCAAUGAAUUAUUGAAAAACGGAACGUUCGAAAAGUUAUUUUUUUUUCAAUUGAUAAUCGCAUUUUUCAAAUCUUAAACAUUUUUUCAAUAAAAGAAGAAAAAUAAGUUCGUUUAAAAGUUUCAGGUAUAAAUAUACUAUACAAAUCGGUCGAGUGAAAAGAGUAAAACAAGUAAGUCAGUGAAGAGAAGAAAAAAAUAUGUUGAUUGUCACGUAUCAAUAAAAAAAAUCUCGGAAUGUAUUCUUAUCUUAAUACGAAGAAUUAGUAUAUCGAUAUCUAACGAAAUCUUUUUAGAUAAACCUAAGUAUAUAUUAUCAGGGAAAUAUUAUCUAUUGCGUACUUAUGAAUGAAUUCCGAUGUUCGUCUUGACAUUAAAUAUAAAAAGCCUGACAAAAAAAAAAUCAAUCUAGUUCGAAUAAUGUAUCGAUUCUGCUUGUUAUUUAUUGCUUUCCUAGCAACACCAUCAUUUUCAAAUGAACAAAACCUUAGACCACUCAAAGGAAUGCAGAGAUUGCUCAUAACAUGUCAAACACUGGAAGAAUUAUCAUUUGUGAAAACUUACAUCGAUAAUGAUAAUUUUGAUAUUUUAAAAUUAACAAGAAGACUUAGUGAGCCAAUCGAUGUUUUAGUGAUUGCUGAUCAAGUUGAGAUUUUCCGAAAGAUCCUGGAUAUGAAAGAAAUUCAAUACAGCGUAGAUGAUUACGAUGUUGCUGUAACGGUACAUGAUGAAGCAAUGCUGAACAAUUUUCAGAAAUUAACCAGACGUUCAGCAAAUUUCACCAACGAGCGCACACCAUUUGGUUAUUAUCCACGUUAUCAGGAGAUUGAAACCUAUCUUCAUGAACUCAGUGAGAAAUACAGAAACAUUGUAACAGUAUUCAGCAUUGGAAAUUCCUUUGAGGGCAGGCCAAUAUACGUUGUCAAAAUAGCGAGUGGAGGAAGCAAUAAGCCAGCAGUAUUUAUAGACGCCGGAAUACAUGCGAGAGAAUGGAUCGCACCCUCUACAGCACUCCAUGCAAUUCAUGAGCUUGCAACGAAUAAGAACAACAGUUAUCUCUACGAAAACGUAGACUGGUACAUUGUUCCAUGUUUAAAUCCUGAUGGUUAUGAAUACACUCACACUGAUUAUCGAUUCUGGAGGAAAACAAGGUCAAAUUCAGGAAGUAGGUGUCCGGGUACUGAUGCCAAUAGAAACUUCGAUUAUAAGUGGAUGACAAUUGGAGCUUCAAGUUCACCAUGCGAAGAUACAUAUGCUGGACCAAAACCAUUUUCAGAACCAGAAACUCAAGCUUUACGUGAUUUUCUAUUAGCAAAUAAACAGGCAAUAAAAGUCUAUCUAACGCUUCACUCAUAUGGUAACUGGCUGCUGCAUCCAUGGGGCUGGACCGAUAAAUUACCAGAGAACGAACCAAUUUUACGUAAAGUUGGCCUGGAUGCUGCAGAAGCUUUAUCAUCUAAAUAUGGUACAAGAUAUACCGUUGGAAGUUCUACAGUUCUUUUAUAUGCUGCUGCAGGUGGCAGUGAUGAUUGGGCUAUGGCUGUCGCAGGCAUCGAAUUGUCGUAUACCAUCGAAUUACCAGGUGGCAGAUUCGAUCCACUACCGAAUAAUAUUGCUAAAGUUGGUCAUGAAACAUUUGAAGCGUUCGUUGUUUUUCAAACGUACGUUGAAAACAAAUACAUAAAUUAAUGUGACAGUUUCUGAAUGAAAAAAAUAUAUAAUACAUAUAGUAUGAUGAUUUCCUACUAUAAAAAGUAGAAUAAUAACGCCGGUUCUUCGUCGUUUUUCUGGUCACUGGCUCCAUUCUCUAUCUCUCCGUCUCUUUUUUUCUGUCAUUUUCAAUAAUAAAAACUAUAUAAAAUAAA
This is a messenger RNA of Aphidius gifuensis, 2074 nucleotides long. Its product is annotated as carboxypeptidase B-like. The record is from RefSeq and is a predicted model, not a curated record. Lineage: Eukaryota; Metazoa; Arthropoda; Insecta; Hymenoptera; Braconidae. Gene Ontology annotation, biological process: proteolysis. The transcript has 4 exons. Gene Ontology annotation, molecular function: zinc ion binding; metallocarboxypeptidase activity. The coding region runs from base 558 to 1898 and encodes 446 amino acids.